Mesorhabditis belari is the source of this 288-nucleotide messenger RNA. NCBI's taxonomy places the organism in Eukaryota, Metazoa, Nematoda, Chromadorea, Rhabditida, Rhabditidae. The record is from the annotation of a GenBank genome assembly.
AUGAAGAUCUCGACUUUCUUCCCUUGCUUCUUCUCCAAACCAUUUUCACUCAGCUUCCGUGCCAAGCUAAAAAAAAAGCCUUCAAACAAUGAACUCUCUCUAAAUGGCUCAGAGCAAAUCCUCAAGAGAAGGGACUUUGAUUCUCGUUUCCUGGGAAUCGCUACGAAUGGCUUGUGCCCAGUGAUGUUUUUUAUUCAUCUUUGUGCCGGGGUUACGGUCAAGGAUUCCGAGAAAUUCGAAGUGGCUUGUUUUCGCCCUUCGAGACAAACCGACUCUUUCUUCGGCGGU